Arachis stenosperma is the source of this 1099-nucleotide messenger RNA. RefSeq lists its product as uncharacterized. Bases 148 to 666 code for a protein of 172 amino acids. The record is from RefSeq and is a predicted model, not a curated record. Lineage: Eukaryota; Viridiplantae; Streptophyta; Magnoliopsida; Fabales; Fabaceae. The transcript is spliced from 4 exons.
UAACAUUAAUUGUGUGUGAUAUAAAUAGGAUCCAGCCAUGUGUGAAUGGUUCCUCUCACUCUCAGCUUCUGUUGGUUGAUUUCUUGGUUUGGAGGACACCCCCUCAAAGCAAAGGCGUUCUACUGUGGAAUUUAGCCGGUUUUGAAGAUGAAUUGUUAUAAUCUUCAGCAGAACGCCUUCGCAGCCGGUGAAGAGUUGAGAGGUUCUCUCCCCAUUACCGACCAGAAUAGCCCGGUUUUUUGCCCUAAGCCACGCAGAGUUGCGGUGUUGAACAUGCCGCUAAGGCCCUUUAGAUGGCAUUCAAGUCAACAAGCUGAGAUUUCUGAUUCAAAGGCUGGGGCAGAUCUACUUGACAUUAUUCUCAAGCAGGAGGGUAAUGGGGAAGAAUUUGCAAACCAGGUGGCCUCAUCUCCUCCAUAUUUUUGUGGCUCCCCACCAGUUCGGGCUGCGAAUCCCUUGAUCCAAGAUGCUCAAUUUGGAGAUGAAAAGCAGGCUCCUAUAUCUACAAUUUUGUCACCAUUAGGUUUAGCGUCUCCAUCUUCAGCUUCUCACAAAGGAGGGUGUGUUAGGAUGAAGUUUGGACUCAAACCGGCCGCAGUGAGGGUAGAAGGAUUCAAUUGCCUCGGCAGGGAUCGCCAGAAUUCCAGCAUCCCAGCUGUCGCCUAAACAUUUGUUGAACUGUACAUAGAAGGACCACUACUUAACCAGAGAGAAUUUUGAGUGUUUUGGAAGGAAUAAGAAAUUCGGUUAGCCAUGUAUAUAACAUGUUUUUUGGAUGCGGUGGUUAUAUCAUCUUGACUAUCUUUGUGAGUAACUGCAAAAAAGAAAAAAAAAUGCUAACCUUGUGUUCUUGAGAAGGUUUAAUUUGCUAUGUAAAGAGCACUUUUUUGUGUAAUAUAAGGCAGUUGUAUCUAAGCUUCUCCUAAUUUUAUUUUGUUUUAUUUUUUCUAGUGAUCACCACAAGAGUGUCCUGUAUAGAAUUGGUGAUAAUGGCCAUCUUCCUGUAAUAUUAGUUUUAGGCAACUUUUUAGAAGUAAGUUUAUUUAUGAACUAGUAUUUUCUGUCUUAUAUGCAACAUUUAAGUUAUGAAGUUUAUGGU